AUGAAAGACAGUAAUAAUUCCUCAAGUAAACUUGCAUUGUCAGGAUGUAUUCAAUCCAUUCCAUUGAUUAUCGAAGAUAAGGAAACAAAGAAGAUCAUUAAAAAAUCGUCUCUCUAUUUGCAUAGUUCACGAAAUGGUUCCGAAUUCGAAAAUGCUAGCUUUUCAAAUAUAUCACUCACAGCUAUGAACCAGGAAGGAAGCUUCCAUAUUGACAUAACCAAGGAAAAUUGUUCGAAGUUUAGAAGGAAGGGGCAUUUCACUGUUGCAGAAUGGGAAUCGAUAAUACAACAUUUAUUUCCAAUCGAUGACUAUAACGAACCAUCCAUUGCAGAUGACCUAGUUGUUUCUGCAAAAUUUAUAUCACUAGAACAGUAUUAUGAUCCAGAUACUAAUGAAUUAUUAGAUUAUGACGAAUUGCCCCUAGUUUCUGAAUUCAUUACGAUUGAUAUUAAAACGAAUGCAAAAUUGCUGAUAACCGUAGGUUCAAUUGACCUCCCAUAUACAGAUACAGAAAAUGACCUGGAAACAAGCAGUGUGAUACGAUCGGAGCAGAACUUAUUCAAUUGGCUAGAUGUCUUACUCCUGAACAACCAAACAUUAAACGAUGAAUUACAUGCGUCACGGCAAUCGAAUUUGCUGUUAAAGGAAGAAAACGAACGCUACAAAAAUGAAUUAGAAAUGAGUGCUAUUCAACAUAAGAAUAUUAUAGAAGAUUUUCUGGACAAAUUUUAUCAAGUAUUGAAUGCAAAGAAAGAUAGAAUUUGGGAGUUGGAAGAUAAAAAUUUAACCCAAUUGGAAGGCUUGAACGAAAAGUACAUCAGACAGAAUAAAUUUAAUCUAAAAAAUUAUACCAUUGACAAAGACAAAAUCCCAGAUGAGCUAGAUGAGGUUUACACUAGUCCUACUAAACGGAAGAGAACAGCCGAUGGUUCAAAAAAGACGCUGCAAAAACGUCGUAAAAGUAGUAUCAAAGAAAAUGAUGCAAAGGACAUAUCAGACAAUGAAAACACCGAAGAAAAGCAAACACAUCGCAUAACGAGAUCGCAAGAUAAAUCAAAUCAUGUUGCCCAUGUUACAAGGGGCCUAUCAGAUAGAGAAAUUGUCACCAGCGUACUAAGUCGUGAUCACGAAACGCCGACAACUGACGUAGAUCAACUGCAUCUGCUGCACCUGUCAAAUGAUGGAAGCUCCGAAUCUCGUAACAUCACAGACUACAGUGACGACGACGACGCUGACGAAUAUGGCGACAAAGUAAAUACCACUAACGACAUUACUACAGAGGAGGCAAAGAAUCUUUCACUGCAAUCUACCCUUCGACAAUCCAAUGACACAGUAAAGUCACCAUCCGAUUCGGCAAAGCAAAAUUCAACCACCGAUUAUGAUUCCGAUUCAGACACCAGUCAAAAAGAAUCACAUCAAAUGCUGAACUCAAAUACCGACGAGAUAGCAGAUAGUCUACAGUAA
Debaryomyces hansenii CBS767 is the source of this 1464-nucleotide messenger RNA. RefSeq lists its product as uncharacterized. The coding region runs from base 1 to 1464 and encodes 487 amino acids. NCBI's taxonomy places the organism in Eukaryota, Fungi, Ascomycota, Pichiomycetes, Serinales, Debaryomycetaceae. The transcript has a single exon. The record is from RefSeq and is a predicted model, not a curated record.